Molecule: messenger RNA, 2136 nt
Organism: Daldinia childiae
Lineage: Eukaryota; Fungi; Ascomycota; Sordariomycetes; Xylariales; Hypoxylaceae
Product: Mannosyl-oligosaccharide 1,2-alpha-mannosidase
Exons: 3
Coding region: 1-2136 (711 amino acids)
Biological process (GO): carbohydrate metabolic process; N-glycan processing
Cellular component (GO): endoplasmic reticulum; membrane
Molecular function (GO): mannosyl-oligosaccharide 1,2-alpha-mannosidase activity; calcium ion binding
Source: RefSeq, a predicted model, not a curated record
AUGAAUGUACGCGACCCCUUCGGUAUCCAUCGAAAGAACGCUCUAUCCAUCCUUAAGACCACCGUGCCACGUGCUGCCGUCAACUUCACCGAACGCGCCGUCGAGGCCAGUAUUAAUGCUCUCGAGAAAAGCAAGAAAGCCGUCGACGAUAUUGACAUGUCAUUUUCCGUCCCUAAAAAUGUUCCCUCGUUUAGCAACCCGCAGAGGAUAGUGGAGGAUCACGUCUGGGGCAACACAGCAGUCGCAAGAGGUAGAAAGGGUUCAAAUCCCAAAAACACUGGAAUACUUGGGGGCGUGCAAGAUAAGGUUGGAAGCCUCUUCGACGAUCGAAACUCUCUCCCCAUGUACAAGGACAAACCGUAUGCGUACCCGCCCUCCUACCGAGCCAGACCUCUCUGGCGGAGAAAACGGAUAAUUGGUCUUGUGCUCCUGGUGAUCCUGAUAUUGUAUUAUUUCGGUGUAUUCGGCAGUCACCGUGAUACCGUCGCCGCUUCAACUCCCAUAUGGGCCUGGCUUACUACUAACUCCGGAUCGGGGAGGUCUGCCGAUUGGUUGGGGCGGAGAGAACGCGUCGUUGAAGCUUUCACCCUAAGCUGGGACGCUUACGAACGAUAUGCCUGGGGUUAUGAUGAGUUUCACCCGAUAUCCAAGAAAGGUGACCAGAUGGCUAAGGGAGGAAUGGGGUGGAUCAUCGUGGAUGCUCUAGACACCAUGAUUCUGAUGAAUCUCACUUCCCGUGUCACUCACGCGAGGGAGUGGAUUUCAAAUACCCUAUCAUAUGACCAAGAUCAAGAUGUUAGCACCUUCGAGACGACAAUUCGUAUGUUAGGCGGCCUUCUCUCUGCUCAUUAUCUCUCUAAUGAGCUCCCCGAGCUGGCACCGCUAUCAGACGAUGACCCUGGAGCACCUGGAGAGGAUCUGUACCUCGAGAAGGCAAAGGAUCUCGCAGACCGACUUAUAUCUGCUUUCGAUUCUCCGUCUGGUGUUCCCUAUGCCAGCGUGAAUAUCGGGAAAUACGAAGGUAUACCAGCUCACGAUGAGGGUGGCGCAUCGUCUACUGCUGAGGCGACUACCUUGCAGCUCGAGUUUAAGUAUCUUGCCAAGUUGACCGGCGAGAAAUAUUUUUGGGAUAAAGCCGAGAAAGUAAUGGAAGUUGUUGAUAAUAACGGGGUCGAAGAUGGCUUAGUGCCCAUCUACAUUUAUGCUACGGAUGGUACUUUCAGAGGUCAAAACAUACGGUUAGGAAGCCGAGGAGACUCGUAUUAUGAGUAUCUUAUCAAGCAGUAUUUACAAACUAAUAAGCAGGAACCCGUUUAUCUAGAAAUGUGGGAUGAGACACUACGGGGAGUCCGCAAGCACCUCGUCACCUACACAGAGCCGUCUGGAUUCACCAUCAUUGGAGAGCGGCCAGAUGGUCUGAAGGGCGCCUUGUCUCCUAAGAUGGAUCACUUGGUCUGCUUCAUGCCGGGCACGAUUGCCCUUGCUGUCACGGGCGGUUUGACAGAAGCGGAGGCUAGGAAAAAGCCAACGUGGACAAAACAGAACGAGGCCGACAUGCAGCUCGCGAAGGAGCUGAUGCAGACAUGCUGGGGCAUGUAUAAGUGGAUGGCCACCGGUCUUGCGGCUGAAAUCACAUACUUUAACAUCGCCGACCCACCUGCGCCCGAAUCUGCUCCUCACCACCCACCAGCUGAAUUUGAUCCGGACCCCGAAGCGCAGUGGCGAAAAGAUUACUCGGUUCACUCUAUGGACACUCAUAAUCUCCAGCGGCCGGAGACUGUAGAAAGCCUCUUUUACAUGUGGAGAAUCACAGGUGAUAUCAAGUACCGAGAAUGGGGCUGGGAGAUGUUCAAGUCGUUUAUGAACCACACUGCUGUAGCGGAUGGCGGAGGGUUUUCGAGUCUUUCAAAUGCGAACAAGAUUCCUCCAAUAACGCGAGACAAUAUGGAAAGUUUUUGGCUGGCCGAGACUUUGAAGUACUUUUAUCUUCUCUUCUCUCCCAACGAUCUUCUUCCGUUGGAUAAGAUUGUCAUCAAUACCGAGGCACACCUUUUCCCUCGAUUCGACAUGGGCCAUCUAUUCUCGACGGGAUGGAAGCGGAAACCAAGAGACGCGGAAGGAAAGAUUAUCCAAUGA